Molecule: messenger RNA, 4920 nt
Organism: Amphiprion ocellaris (clown anemonefish)
Lineage: Eukaryota; Metazoa; Chordata; Actinopteri; Pomacentridae
Gene: ano6
Product: anoctamin 6
Exons: 22
Coding region: 285-3089 (934 amino acids)
Biological process (GO): calcium activated phosphatidylcholine scrambling; calcium activated phosphatidylserine scrambling; chloride transmembrane transport
Cellular component (GO): plasma membrane
Molecular function (GO): protein dimerization activity; chloride channel activity
Source: RefSeq, a predicted model, not a curated record
AGCUGCUAAAGUGGGCGUUAAGUUGAUGUAUGAGACGCGGUGAGCGACAUGAACGCCCUCCCUCCGCCUCCGACCCCACCCGUUUUAUUUCCAUUCUCUCAAGUCACAACUUGACCAAACUUUGUGUUGCUGUAAGCAUGUUGAGAAAUGAAGCAGGAAUGUACAGAGGGCGGGGCUGCUCUUUUAAACCGCUGUAACACACACGGAGAGCGGCUGUCUGGGAACUCUUCUUGCUUUUUUUCAUUGUUUUCUGUGAUGUGAUUGAAGCCCACCAGAGCAGAACUAUGAGUGAAAACGACAUCCUGGAGAUGGACUCUCUGUCUGACACCGAGGAGGAGCGGGGUGAUGCAGAGUUGGGCAUGAUAGACGAGGAAGUGGUUUACCCUGAAGAGUUUUUACCAACAUAUCACAGUAUUCGAGAAGGAGCGAAAGUAGACAAAGCACAACAGGCAGAGUUUAACGGCAAACCCGACUCCUUGUUCUUCAAUGACGGCGUGCGGAGGAUUGACUUUAUCCUGGUGUAUGAAGAUGAGGACAAGAAGGACUUUGAGAAAAGGCACACAUUCGCAAGGCGCUUGAGACGGCGAGAGUACUUUGAAGCCAGCCUCAUGAAGAUGGGCGUGGAGUUGGAGGCCACACCAUCUGUAGUAGAUGACAAACUCACGUUUUUGAAAAUUCACAUGCCAUGGGACGUGCUGUGCACCUACGCUGAGGUCUUGCACAUCAAGCUCCCCAUCCAGGUCAAUGACCUGUCCUCCCGCCCAUCACCGUGGCGAUAUCUCUCCUGGAUCGCGAAGCCCUUCUAUCCCAGUGAAGACCUGAUCAGAAAGGAGACCGAGUUCUUCACUGCCCCCUUUGAGAAAGACCGUCUGGAGUAUUUCUAUGUCAAAGACAGAGAUAUUUUCUUCACUCCAUCAAUGAGGAGCAGAAUGGCAUAUUACAUCCUGAGCCGAGCGCCCUAUGAAAUACGAGGGAGCAUAAAGAAGUUUGGCAUGAACAAACUGCUGGAUGGUGGAGUGUACAAAGCUGCCUAUCCCCUCCAUGAUUGCAGGUUUAAUGUCCGGUCCAGUGAAGAGGGCUGCCCUAAUGAGAGAUACCUGCUCUAUGAAGAAUGGGCUCAUCCCAAAAGCUUCUACAAAAUGCAACCACUCGACCUUAUACGGAAGUACUAUGGGGAGAAGAUCGGCAUUUACUUUGCCUGGUUGGGUUUCUACACAAUAAUGCUCACUCUGGCUGCUGCUGUGGGACUCGGCUGUUUCAUUUAUGGAUACACCACUAAAGAUACCAGCACCUGGAGCAACGAGGUGUGCGACCCUAAUAUAGGAGGAAAGUUGGUAAUGUGUCCACAGUGUGACUCAUGCAAUUACUGGCCGUUAAUCAGCACCUGUGACACUUCAAAAAAACUUUGCAUAUUUGAUAACUUUGGAACACUGGUGUUUGCUGUCUUCAUGGCAGUCUGGGUGACUUUGUUCCUGGAGUUCUGGAAGCGUUACCAGGCGGAGCUGGAGUACGAGUGGGACACUGUGGAGUUUCUUGAACAGGAAGAGCCACCUCGCCCAGAAUAUGAAGCCAAAUGUGUCUAUGAGAGGAAAAACCCCGUCACAGGGGUGAAAGAAAAAGUGCCAUAUACAGCCUGGGGACGAUGUGUUCGGGUGUCGAUAGGAAUGGGGACAGUCUUGUUCUGGAUUAUGUUGAUCCUGGCGUCCAUCGUGGCCAUCACUGUCUACCGCCUGGCCGUCUUCAUCACCUUCUCAACUAAACUCAGAAACACCGACCUGAAGGAUCUGGAGCCUUUAAAGGAGUAUGUGACGCCUCAGAUGGCCACUUCUGUCACAGCCUCAAUCAUCAGCUUUGUUGUAAUUAUGAUCCUCAAUGUUCUCUAUGAGCGAGUGGCCAUCUGGAUCACGGACUUCGAGCUUCCACGGACCAAGACGGACUACGAGAACAGCCUGACUCUGAAGAUGUUCCUCUUUCAGUUUGUCAACUAUUACUCCUCCUGCUUCUACAUCGCCUUCGCAAAAGGGAAAGCAGUUGGCUAUCCCGGGAAGCCUGUUUAUCUCCUGGGAGAAUACAGGAAUGAAGAGUGUGAUCCUGGUGGUUGUCUGAUUGAGUUGACCACUCAGCUCGCGAUCAUCAUGGGUGGAAAAGCCAUCUGGAACAACAUCCAGGAGGUCUUGCUACCGUGGGUGAAAAAUCUGAUCUUUCGCCACUGCAAUAGUGCAGCCUCAGAGAAAGUGAUUCCUCGCUGGGAGCAGGACUACCAGCUUCAGCCCAGUUCAAAACUAGGACUCUUCUAUGAAUAUCUUGAGAUGGUCAUCCAGUUUGGCUUUGUAACUCUGUUCGUGGCUUCCUUCCCUCUGGCUCCGGUUCUGGCUCUGAUCAACAAUCUGGCUGAGAUUCGGAUCGAUGCUUGGAAAAUCACCACUCAGUUUCGCCGCAUCGUGCCGGAAAAGGCGCAGGAUAUAGGAGCCUGGCAGCCCAUUCUUCAAGGCAUCGCCAUCUUGGCCGUGGCAACAAACGCCAUGAUCAUCGCUUUUACGUCAGACAUGAUUCCACGGUUGGUUUACUACUGGUCCUUCUCUGUGUACCCGUAUGGAGACCACCCUGACAACACCAUGGAGGGCUACAUCAACAGCUCCCUGUCUGUGUUCAACAUCAGUGAUUUCCACAGCAGUUCACUCGUCACCAACACUUCAAUACCCUCCAACUUCAGCAGUUCACUCGUCAACAACACUUCAAUACCCUCCAACUUCAGCACAUGCAGGUAUCGAGAUUUUCGCUUUCCUCCUGGACACCCCAGACAGUACGAGCACAAUGUCUAUUACUGGCAUGUGAAUGCUGCCAAAAUGGCUUUUAUAAUUGUUGUGGAGCACAUUGUUUACUUCACCAAGUUCAUCCUGUCCUACAUGAUCCCCGACGUCCCGUAUGCCGUCAAAGAGCAAAUCAAACGAGAGAAAUACUUGACCCAAAUCAUCCUCCAUGAGACCAACCUGAAGCUGGUGACCAGACGCUUGAAAAACGGCGACGAUGAGAUUCUGAGCAAUGAGGAGGCAAAAGUUACAAAGGAGGAGAUGGAGCUGGAUUUCUGACAAUCAAUACCGUGAACCAGUGACAAAGUGAAGACCUGAAACAAGACACAGACUGUGUUAUUAAAAGCAGACAGUAAAGUCUGAAACACUGAAGAGCUGCUGGAUAAACAAAGGAGAAACCACUGCUGACUGGUCUUCAUCUCUGCCUGCCUCAACCACUGCCCGCUGUCAUUUCUAAGAGGAAAGUUUUUCUAGUGAAAUUAGGUGAAAUAGUCCCAUCAGAUUUGUCAGAUCUGUUGCUGUAUUUUGUUAACACGCAGUAAUAGAAGGGAUGUUUUCUAGCUGACAGCACAGGAGUAGAAACAGAGUGAAACAGUUGAUAUGAACAUCUCCUGAACCACUUUAACAGCAGAUUACCACUGAUCUUGAGUUCAGUGUCGGCAUUAUUGAAUUUUAACCCUCUGAACUCCAAAUGCACCCAUUUUAUCUUUAAAAAAAUCGCCACAAUUACCCCAAUUCCAAGCCAAAAAAUAUAAACACUGAUUUUCAAGAACUGUGCAUUUGUGAUGUGAUGUGUCGUUUUUCUCAAAAUCACUUUAUUUUAUGUGCUUCAUUUCAAAAUUCACCAUUUCUUCUGAAUUUUUAUUUAAAAAAAUAAUGAUUCUGCACUCCUCAGUGCAACUGAAAAGCCAUUAUUGACUCAACUACAACAGCCUUGUUAGAAAAAUUCAGGGACGUUUCCCCUGAACAGCAGACUGUGUUUAUAAGAAGAAGAAAUGUAAAUAGAACAAUAUCUAUCAUAUAUAUGUAAAUAAUAUAGGUAUGAGUCACAAUUUUGUUCCAGUAUAGAAAAUGCAUAUACAUGUUGAUUCUAAUAUUUGUAAAAUAAUGAUGAAAUUCAAAUGUUUUUUAUAGUUUAUUGCAUUAUAAGGGCAUCAUACAGAGUUUUCCCUUCUAGCUGUGGUCGUUCUGUUUCCAUAGAGAUGCAGAACCACAAAAAUCACCAAGAAACCGUUUGAGGUUCAGAGGGUUAGACAAUUCAGAUUUAGCUUUUAAUAAUUUAACAAAACUUUGAGCACAACAGCAACUCAGCACUGACAUUCAGAGGAAAUAAAGUUUCAGCAGGUUGUUGAACCAGUCGGGUGUUUUAUAUAUUGAUGUUUACAACCAGAUGUUCAGCGGAAGAGUAAUGAGAAGCUUCACUGUAAUGCAGUUUGUCCCAACAGUGUCUACUUGCUAGUUUUGUUUCCAGACCUUUCAGCUCUACCACAUGGUCUUAAUCUGCAGAUGAACCAGCUGUUAGACUCCAUCUGUAGCCCUUCUAUGACUUCUAGUGUAAGAGUUAAAGCUCCAGACAAAGCCACGUAGUCCACCUUCAGUCUGUUUCUUUGUUAAACCGGUGGUUGUUUUUUACUUUAGUUUUAGGGCUGCAUUGUAUUUUCGUUUGGCGCUUCACUCCGUCUGUUCAGCCACACAUUGAGCUCAGAGCUUCCACUGUCAGGGCAUCGCUUUAGCCAUAAAAUAUCAGUAUUGCUAGAUGCAGAUUUGCACCACUUAUGAAUACACCGUUGGCUCUAAGAGCCGAGGUGAUCUGUCAAACAGCUCACGAUGAGAUUCCAGGAGUCAGACUGUACAUGAACUAACCUUUUCCUCGCCUGCUAACUAAAUGUGCCUCAGAUUAUACUCCUGAAGCAUUUUUUUUUUGUUGCUUAUGAGACAAUCAAGGAAAUAUGCCUGUUUGACUGUGGAAAACGUUUGAUAAGCAGUUUCAUUAUUAUGUCAGCUCAGCCUGUGUUUUUGUGUAAAUAAAAUAACGGCAUCUGUGUGAAGUAGAUGGUCGAGGAUGUGAUAGUCACAGUCUAUAUUCUGAGAUUAAACACGAUGCAGUUCU